Vespa crabro (European hornet) is the source of this 4858-nucleotide messenger RNA. RefSeq names its product visual system homeobox 2-like. Gene Ontology annotation, biological process: regulation of transcription by RNA polymerase II. Gene Ontology annotation, cellular component: nucleus. Gene Ontology annotation, molecular function: DNA-binding transcription factor activity, RNA polymerase II-specific; sequence-specific double-stranded DNA binding. The record is from RefSeq and is a predicted model, not a curated record. NCBI's taxonomy places the organism in Eukaryota, Metazoa, Arthropoda, Insecta, Hymenoptera, Vespidae. The transcript has 7 exons. Bases 1359 to 2672 code for a protein of 437 amino acids.
AGCGAGCGAGCUCAGUUGCCCAUCGCCGCGACGACGACACGGUUGCGCUCCGACAAAGACCUCGCGAGUGAGCUUCUUCAACAUUCAACGACGCUCACGUUUGUCACUGAGAAAGAGAGACACACACACACACACACACACACAUACACACAUAUAUAUAUAUACAGACGCAUACAUAUAUAUGUAUAUAUAUAUCAUUUGUCUUUUUUUAUUUCUUAUAUAUCAAGAACGAGGACAUUAAUCAGUGCAAAUCAUCAGAAAAAUCUUUGUCUCUGGAUAGUAUUAAAUCAGAUCCGUCUGUCUCUCUCUUUCUCUCUCUCUCUAUCUCUCUCUAUCUCUCUCUUUCUCUCUCUCUCUCUCUCUCUCUCUCUCUUUCUUCAUCAAUUUCUCAGUUUGAAAAUUGUCAACUUUAUUUUAUUCUCCAUUGGAUGAAAAAUUGGUUGGGAAAAGUAAGUUGAUCUAUUUGUGGAAAUAAUUGUCUAUUAUUCUAUCUGUCUCUCAUCUUCCUAGUGACUUUUUUAUUUAUAUAAUAUCUUCGACGAGAAAUGGUUUUAUAAAGUGUGAGAUUAAUACGUGAGAAAGUAUAAUCGAGGUAAAAGAGGUGAAGUUCUUUUUUUUUUUUUUCUUUUUUUAUAGAGAGAGGCGUAGACCUCCUACUCUCUCGCGUUGCCGUCGCUUACUGAAAGUUUGCCCGCCGGCAGACUAAUUUCUUUCUUUCUCCGUCAAUCCCCAUUUCAUACAUUUAUUCAUCUCUGUGACAAGAAUACAACGAAUAUUAGUCGAAGAUAUAAUCAUAUUUAUCUAGCUUCGAAAGAGGCUAGAUUUUCCCUAGGGAUAUUCUACCUAGGGAGUUAUUCCAUUAUGGAGAUCUAUGAGAACACUUAAACAAGAAUCUAAGUAUAAUAUUGUGAAUCUCAACGAAGAAUCAACGAAAGUUAGCCUAGAGACUUAAUUUAGAAUCGAAUAAUCAUCAUUUAGGGGAAGUUAAGAAAGAAGAAAGUUUAUUUGAACGUGAAUGUAACGGAGCGUCGGACGUCGAAUGGACGUGAGUUAGGGGCCUAUCGUGAAGCAAUCGUGUUAAAAAUUAAGUUUAUCUAAAAAUCGAAAGGAAUAAAACGAGACAAAUCUAUAUACAUAUAUAUAAACAAAAAGUUCCUAAGUCAUAAAGAAAUAAUAAUAAUAAGAAGAAGAAAAAGAAGAAGGAAAAAGAGAGAAAAAGGAAGAAGAAGAAGAAGAAGAAGAAGAAGAAGAGGAAGAAGAAGAAGAAGAAGAAGAAGAAGAAGAAGAAGAUAGUCAUCUUACAAGAUGACAUUUUGAAAAUUCUAAAAGGAAAAGAAAUUUGGGCGAAGGACAGCAAGAUGCCGCAACGCUCGCCGUUCGCGAUUCAGGAGUUAUUGGGUCUCAAUGGUACCGGAAAUGCAAGUGGUACCGAUCGAGGCUCGCCUCAAGGAUCGCCACCCGCCGGCGUAUCGGCGGUUUCUUAUGCGCCAACUGCACCUCAUCACAAACUCUGGGAUUACAUGCCUAGCUUGACGAAUCAUCUUGGUAAUCUUGGGAAUCUUGGAAAUCUUGGAAAUUUGACGGCCUCGCGUAUGGCCUACCUGAAUGCUCAGGCUGCCGUCGCGGCUGCUUUUCUACCACCACCUCAUCCACAUCCUGCGCAUCACGUACCUCAUCAUCAGGUACAUCAACCAGGUCAACUUCCUGCCUCACCUGCUGGUGUCAAUGUUCAUCCAGCGGCACACGCGCAACAUGUACUUCCUGGGACUGCUGUUACUGCUAAUCAUCAUCAACAUAGUCCGACUCAGCAUACACCACCUCAUGGAUUCUCUCAGACGAAAGGGACCUUCUCGAAUGCAAGUCCAGGUGUUGGACAUAACAUUGAAUCCGGCAAGGACUUCACAGUCGAUGGUCUCUCUGGUUUUAGUAAAAAGAAGAAGAAGAAACGUCGUCAUAGGACGAUCUUCACGUCUCAGCAGCUGGAGGAGCUGGAGGCAGCGUUCAAAGAAGCCCAUUAUCCCGACGUCUAUGCUCGCGAGAUGCUCAGCCUGAGGACGGAUCUGCCCGAAGACAGGAUACAGGUAUGGUUUCAAAAUCGAAGAGCUAAAUGGCGCAAAACUGAAAAAUGCUGGGGUAGAAGUACCAUAAUGGCGGAGUAUGGUCUAUACGGUGCGAUGGUUCGACAUUCUUUGCCACUACCAGAGACUAUUUUGAAGAGUGCUAAGGAAAACGAGUCAGUAGCUCCAUGGUUGCUUGCGCAAUCGUCUAAGACAAGCGGCUUUAGUCAAGAUUUCGAAAAUAAUCAAGAACUGAUUGACUGUGGGCCCGUAGGGAUGCAUCGAAAGUCGAUCGAAGCGGCGGAACAUCUCAAGUCUGGUGGCGAGGACAGUGGAAACGACCAUAACGGGAGCGGAAGUAGCCCUCAUCAUAAUCAUCACCAGGGUGGACCUACCAGUUCUGAGAGCGGACAAGAGAGCCAAGACGGUAUGGGACCGUCUUCGUCGACAGGAGUCGUACAGGACACAGAGCAACUGAGGAACGAGAGCAUCGCCUGCUUGAGGGCGAAAGCUCAGCAACAUCAGUUGCAACUUAGCUUGCAACCAACGGCAGCUCCAACAGGCAGCUCUUAUCAGACGGGACCGCAAUCGAGCACGCUCCAUGCCUCGGUUUAAUCCUUCUCGUCGACUUUUCAUCUCGAUCUCGAAAUGAACAACACCAAUGAUGAUUUCGUCUGGACGAUUCACUUAAUCUCGAUCGAGGAGGGACAGAAAAAAAAAUAAAAAAAUAUAAGAGAGCUCCUCAUAUUUUAUAAGAACGUAAACAAAAGAAAACGAAAUACAUACAUUACGUUCGAGGAUGUAGAUCGAGAUCAUUAUAGAUAGAUCAUCCCCUUAAAAUAUCUUCUUAAUAAAGGAGAUAUUAAUGAGACGGAUAAAUAAAACGAUGAAUACAAUGAAUUGAUAUUUUCAGCUGCUGACUCGUAAGGACGAUCAGGGUAAACAAAAUGACAUAAAAAAGCAAAGAAAAAUACAAGGAACAGGUUAAUACGUACAAGAAAAAAUGACUUUACAAGAGCAACGAAUAAAUCGAGCAAAUACAUAUUUCGAUAUUCAACAUGAUGAAAUAUGAGCUUUGUAUUUAAACCCAUCAACGAAAAUUAAUAAAGAAAAAAAAAAUAAGGAAAAAAAAAAUCGAUGGUCUCUAUAUAUAUAUAUAUAUAUAUAUAUAUAUAUAUAUAUAUAUAUAUAUAUAUAUAUAUAUAUAUAUAUAUAUGCAACGAAGAAGAAAAGAGAGAAUAAAACCUCAUCAACGAAAAUCUGUGGCCUAUCGAUGGGCCAUCUUAAAUCAAUACUUACAAAACGAAAUCGAUACGAAGAAAAAAAAAACCUAAUUAAGAAAUAAUAGUCGCUUUUAAAUAGUGUGAGUGAAAUAAAACGAAAGAGAGGAAGAGAGAGAGAAAGAGAAAGAGAAAAAAGAAAAAGAGAGAGAAAGAGAGAGAGAGAGAGAGGAAGGAGUUAAUCGGUAAAAGAAAAGAAAAGAACAAAUAAACAAAUGAAUAAAUAAACCAAUACACGAGAAACAAAGACUUUUCGCCUUUUAACAAAAAGAAAAAAAUAAAUAAAUAAAUAAAAAAAUAAAAAAAAAAAAAUAUAAAAAAAAAAAAUAGAAAAAGAAAAAGACACAAAAUGAUUCGCAACGAAUGUUAAAUAGGAACGACAUUAGGUACAUCGAAAUGAGUGAAUGUAUGACAUGUAUGCGAGAGUGUGAGUAAAAGUGUAUGAGAGAGAGAGAGAGAGAGAGAGAGAAAGAGAGAGACAGAUGCACGUAAGAAAAACGUUUAUUAGCGAACACUUCCUAUACCCAAGUACUUAAAGAAGACAUAACUGUUGUCAAAUGUGCAAUAUAUCGAUAUAAGUUUUAGUUCCAUAAGGUAUUAUACUUUAUUAAUGGAUACACCUACGUGCGUGGUGGUCAUGGGAGUAACGACGAUUAACGAUAUAUAUAUAUAUAUAUAUAUGUGUGUGUGUGUAAUAUAUAUAUAUAUAUGUAUACAUAUACAUAUGUAUAUAUAUAUAUAUAUAUAUAGAGAGAGAGGGACAGAGAGAGAGAGAGAGAGAGAGAGAGUCAUUUUUAAUGAUCUAAAUUUUCUUUCUAAUCGGAUCUCUUAUAAAAGAAGAAAGAAAAAAAAACCAUCAUUAUUGAACGUCAUUACCUUUCUCCUGUAUCCACUACUGUAUAUAAAUAUAUAAAUACAAAAACUAUAUAUAUAUAUACAUAUUAUAUAAAAGGUAUAUAUAUAAAUAUAAAUACACACAAAAAUAAAUAUAUGUGGUUGAGAGGCAAGACAAGUCGGACGAAGCUUUUUUUUUCGAUUUUCGAUGCUCUCGCUUGAUAAUAACUUUUCAUUCUCAAUGCCGUAAGUUCCUUGAGAUCUAUAUAAAGUUAAUCAUGAAAUAUACAAUGAUGAUCCUUAAUUUCAUUGGAUCUAUCAUUUCGUUCGUCUUUGAAGACCCAAAGGAUCGAUCAUUUAACAUCUUUCAACUUAUAUAGAUGCAUUAUUAAUACGCAUGGUAGCGUAUUAAAUUUUCAAAAUGGAACGAAAUGGCUGAGAAUCGGUUAUGAUAAGUAUGUCGAUGAACUUGUUAGUGAAAAGGCAAACGAACAAAUACAAAUACAAAUAAAAUAAAAUACGACGGCAAAUGUUCAAAUCGUAAAAGGAAACUCCGAGACACAACGCAGGUUCGAUCUAAAGCGAGAUCUUACACUGUAUCCGAAUGCCCCAACGCAUGCAUAGUAGUCGGCUAGUGUACGUAAUAAAUAAAGUUUCUGAACAAAAAAAGAAAAAAAAAAAGCGGAA